Messenger RNA from Oncorhynchus nerka (sockeye salmon), 2030 nucleotides. Its product is annotated as bile salt-activated lipase-like. Gene Ontology annotation, molecular function: triacylglycerol lipase activity; sterol ester esterase activity; retinyl-palmitate esterase activity. Lineage: Eukaryota; Metazoa; Chordata; Actinopteri; Salmoniformes; Salmonidae. Gene Ontology annotation, biological process: ceramide catabolic process; pancreatic juice secretion. The transcript is spliced from 11 exons. The record is from RefSeq and is a predicted model, not a curated record. The coding region runs from base 16 to 1869 and encodes 617 amino acids.
CUUUGGGUGACCGUUAUGAAGACGCUGGGGAUUUUGGUUUCUGCUGCCCUGUUCCUGGGGUCCGCCUCUGCUGCCCUGUUCCUGGGGUCCGCCUCUGCUGCCCUGUUCCUGGGGUCCGCCUCUGCUGCCCUGUUCCUGGGGUCCGCCUCUGCUGCCCUGUUCCUGGGGUCCGCCUCUGCUGCCCUGUUCCUGGGGUCCGCCUCUGCUGCCCUGUUCCUGGGGUCCGCCUCUGCUGCCCUGUUCCUGGGGUCCGCCUCUGCUGCCCUGUUCCUGGGGUCCGCCUCUGCUGCCCUGUUCCUGGGGUCCGCCUCUGCUGCCACUCUUGGAGUGGUGUACACUGAGGGAGGCAUGGUGCAGGGGAAGAACAUCAAUUCUGAUGGACUGUUCCGCACCAUGGACGUCUUCAAAGGAAUCCCCUUCGCUGACAAGCCCGGCAAGUUUGAGAAGCCCAAGCUUCACCCUGGAUGGGAUGGUGUUCUCAAGGCCACUAAGUUCAAACCGAGGUGUAUGCAGCUGAACCUGCUCCAGUCAGACACCCGUGGCCAAGAGGACUACCUGAACAUAUGGGUCCCUCAGGGCAGCAGCGGUAUGUAUUAUUCAUUGGCAGCAGAGAACUGGAAGGAGAGGCGGCCAAAGGAAGUGUUGGCUUUGGGGAUGACCUUUGAAAUAUACCCGAUGGAGCGUGUGCUACGAGUGGGUGUUGCUAUGGUAGAGUACUGCUGCUUGCUCACAGAGCUGUCUUCCAUGUCAGGUAACUAUGGUUUGUGGGACCAGCACGCUGCCAUUGCUUGGGUAAACAGGAACAUCCGUGCCUUCGGAGGAGACCCCAACAACCUCACCAUCUUCGUUUCUGUUAACUGUUGUGUCUAUGAACCCAAGGAUGAUCAGAUGAUGGCCUGCCUGAAACCUGUUGACGCUAAUGUUCUCACUCUGGCCGGUACCACGGCCCUGGGUGGUUCUCCCUCCACCCCCAUGGUAGACAACCUGGUCCUCUCCCCUGUGAUCGAUGGGGACUUCCUGCCAGAUCACCCAGGCAACCUUUUCCACAAUGCCACUGACAGCGACCACCUCGCUGGGGUCAACAGCAUGGAUGCCCACCCCUUCACUGGCCCAAUGGGUAAAAUAAUGUGUCAAUUUUGUAGAAACUCCUUUAAGAAAACCAAUGGUCCGAACCUCAUGUUUCUAGCCUCAUCCGUUCAAAAGUCAUUGACGUUUUUACCCUUCUCUGACCUGACAUCCAUUCCCUGCCGGAUCUGCAUCUCUCUUCCUCUUUCUCACUACAGGUCAGACGUGAAACUGCUCUUGAGUUCUUUGACUAAGAAGGGAGAGGCAGCUACAAACAACGCUUUCGCAGAGUACACGGCUGACUGGGGAGAUGAGCCUAGCCAGAAGACAAUCAAGAAGACCGUUGUUAUGAUCGAAACUGACUACAUCUUCCUGGUUCCUACCCAGGUUGCUCUCUACCUGCACACCUCUAAUGCCCAAUCUGCACGCACCUACUCCUACCUCUUUUCGGAGCCCAGUCGCAUGGCCGGGAUAGUCCAACCUUACCCCAGCUGGAUGGAGGCUGACCAUGCUGAUGACCUGCAGUAUGUGUUCGGCAAGCCCUUCACAACGCCCCUGGCAUACUGGCCCAGCCACCGUGACGUCUCCAGAUACUUGAUUGCCUACUGGACCAACUUCGCCAGGACUGGAGACCCCAACAACGGGGAGUCGAAGGUGCCUGUGACCUGGCCUGCAUACACCACCUCUGGGCAAAAGUACCUGGAGAUCAAUGCCCACAUGAACAAUAACUACGUCCAUGAGAAGAUGAGGGUGCGCUUUGUGAACUGGUGGUCUAACAUUUUUCCCAGCCUGCCCUCGGUCUGAGAAAGCUCUCACUGAGCACCGGCUCCCUGAUGCAUCAUUCACAGCUAUACAAAUUGUUCUUGUCAUGUCACAAAUGCAAGGUUACCAGUAUCACCAGAUGCAUUUCUGAUUGUAACAAUUUUUGUCAUUGGCAAAUUAAAUUAAUACAAUUAAGAAGUCUA